AUGAGUGCAUCAAAAAAAGGAUCAGCCGAUGGCGGUGUCAAUAGUCAAACCGUACAAGAAGUAGACGAAAGUACAAGACCCGAUUUUAUAUACGGCGGUCCUUUUAUAAAAGUUGAAAAACCUAAUCCAUUUAUAAAUACAACUACGCCCUUAAAUUUGCAGCUGCAAGGCACUUUCAAAAAGAGCUUCGCGUACUACUCCCUCAAGGAGCGGAUGCCCGUCAUCCUAACGAAGGUCAUCGACUACCUGUCCAGGGAGGGGGCCAAGGUCAAAUCGGCCCACGGAGCGAGCGAUCAGGACGUCGUGGAGCUGAUCCAGUACAUCAACAAGCUGAAGAACGACCUGAUCACCAACAAGAAGUACGACCCGCUGACCGUGGACAGCCCCGAGGCCAGGAGGUGGAACCAGUGGAUCCAGGAUGCGGAGAACCAGCACUACUUCACCAACGUCUGGGUGUUCACGGAGUGUUACGUGUACAGGAGGCUGAGAGAGGGAUGCGAGCUGAGCAAGGGCCUGAAGAACUUCGACCCGUUUGAAGAUCAGAAGCGGAGGUCGUUCAAGGGCGCGCUGGAGCCGAUGUGCGUCGUGGCCGACAGGCUUGUCAGCAUACUGCCGCCCAGCGACAAGGACAAGAGGCGAACGGACUUUGCCACAUUGCUCAAGAUUUGUCUAUGGGCAAACAAGUGCGACCUCUCGCUGUCUAUGGGAGAACAGGUAUCCCUGAAUAAUCCCGACUCUGGGCAAACACAAGCAUUGUCCUUCGUGGAUCCCUUCCAAAUGAUAGUGGACUUUAAGGACAAGGUCUUAGUCGACGACUCCAACAAAAUCUGCGAUCAAAUCGUAGCCAAGGCGGAGGCAGUCGCGAAAGCUAUAGCCGGGGAGCCCGUUGGGGAAAAGGUCGAAUCCCCCCCACCGGAGGUCAAAGAGGGGGAGGUGGAGGUCGAGCCGAAAAUACCGUGUCCUGCUAAAAUGACCAUACCCAGUGCCGUCAUGUUCGACAUAGUGUGUGACAACGCAGGCUACGAGCUGUUCUCGGAUCUUUGCUUAGCGCACUUCUUAAUAUCGCAGGGCAUCGUCCAAAAGGUCAGGUUCCACGUGAAGAAAAUACCGUGGUUCGUUUCCGACGUCACCCCGGCUGAUUUCAAGUACACAAUUGAUUCGUGUAAGAACGCAAAUUACAAAAAGGAGUUGCCGCCGGAACCGAAGCCCGAGGCGACCGAAGGGGAAACUACGGAGUCCCCCCCACCUAGAGUCCUGAACGCAGACAGCCUGAAAGAGCUGGGUGAAGUAUGGAGCAAGUACGUGGAGGAGGGUACUUUUAUCGUGCUGUGCGACGAUUUCUGGACCAGCCCCCACGUUUACCGGGAUAUGCGAAGGAUAGCUCCGGGAUUGUACCGGGACUUGCAGUUCGCCGUCGCCGCACUAUUCAAGGGCGACUUAAACUAUAGGAAGCUGCUCGGCGAGAGGAAUUGCACCCCCACUCUCGGGUUCGAAGCCGCGUUACAAGGUUUCCUGCCCACCCCCAUUGUGGCGGUGCGGACCGUGAAGGCCGAUCUGAUAUGCGGCCUGCCGAAGGGCAAGUUCGAGCAGUUGAGCAAGGUAGACGAGAAAUGGAUGGAGAAGGGAGACUACGGCGUGAUCCAGUUCUGCGGGAAGAGCGAGCCGCUGAAGGUGUCGGAUAGACCUAGCCGAGCGAGAUGGCGCGUGACUCAUUUUUUGCUGCUGUCAAUUGCCGUUAACAAGAGGCCUUUU
Iphiclides podalirius (scarce swallowtail) is the source of this 1752-nucleotide messenger RNA. The record is from the annotation of a GenBank genome assembly. NCBI's taxonomy places the organism in Eukaryota, Metazoa, Arthropoda, Insecta, Lepidoptera, Papilionidae.